Molecule: messenger RNA, 1374 nt
Organism: Tetrahymena thermophila SB210
Lineage: Eukaryota; Ciliophora; Oligohymenophorea; Hymenostomatida; Tetrahymenidae
Product: GDP dissociation inhibitor
Exons: 6
Biological process (GO): protein transport; vesicle-mediated transport; small GTPase-mediated signal transduction
Cellular component (GO): cytoplasm
Molecular function (GO): Rab GDP-dissociation inhibitor activity
Source: RefSeq, a predicted model, not a curated record
AUGGACGACACAUACGACGUUGUUGUUUGCGGUACAGGUUUCAUUGAAUGUAUCCUAUCAGGUUUGCUUUCACUUAAAGGUAUGAAGGUUCUUCAUAUUGAUAGAAAUAGCUUUUAUGGUGGUGAAGGUGCCUCCGUUAACUUGACCAACUUGUGGAAAAUCUUCAGACCAAAUGUAGAUGUUCCUAAAGUUUAUGGUGCAAACAGAGAUUGGAACAUUGAUUUAGUUCCUAAGUUUAUUAUGGCUAACGGAAAAUUGGUAAAAAUUCUUCUCAAAACUCGUGUCGCUGGUUAUCUUGAAUGGAAGUGCAUCGAUGGUACCUACGUUUACCAAAAUAAGAAGGCUGGUAUCUUCUCAUCUGGUGGUCCUAAAAUUGAAAAGGUUCCUGCAAACGAUAAGGAAGCCCUUUAAAGUGACUUGAUGGGAUUAUUGGAAAAGAGAAGAUGCAAAAAUUUCUUCGUUUACGUUUCUAACUACGAUGCUAAGGAUGUCAAUACCUACAAAGGAUAUGAUUUAAAAAUUAUGACUAUGAGACAACUCUUAAACAAGUUCGAUUUGGAAGCCAACACUAUCGACUUCAUUGGUCACGCUGUUGCAUUAUUUAACAAUGAUCAAUUUUUAGAUAGACCUGCUAUUGAAUGUGUUGAUAAGAUUAAAUUAUAUAUGGAUUCUAUAAAUAGAUAUGGUGACUCUCCUUUCAUUUAUCCCGUUUAUGGUCUUGGUGGUAUUCCUGAAGGUUUCUCUCGUAUGAGUGCUAUCUAAGGAGGUACUUUCAUGCUCAAUACUGAUAUUGAUAAAAUCGUUUAUGACGAAAACGGAAGAGUUUGUGGUGUUUAAGCCGGAGAUUAAGUUGCUAAGUGCAAGCUUGUCGUCUGUGAUCCUACCUAUGCUAUCAAGACUGGUAACUAAAACUUAGUUAAGAAGGUAGGCCAAAUCAUUCGUGUUAUUUGUAUUCUUGAUAAGCCUAUCCCUGGUACUAAGGACAUUCCCUCAGUUCAAAUUAUCAUUCCUCAAAGAUAAGUUAAUAGACAAAAUGAUAUUUACGUUAUGAUGGUCUCCAGUGUCCAUAAUGUAUGCCAAAAGGGUUACUACAUUGCCAUCAUUUCUACUACUGUUGAAACUAAUAAUCCUAGAGCUGAAAUUCAACCUGCUAUUGAUCUUAUUGGAAAGCAAAAUAUUAAAGAAUAGUUCGAAUAAAUUUCUGAUUCUUACAUUCCUACUGGUGAUGGUAGCAAGAACUAAGUUUUCAUUUCUAACUCUUUCGAUCCUUCCAGCCACUUCGAAGCUGAAACUGAAGCUGUUUUAAGAAUUUACAAGAAAAUCACUGGUGAAGAUAUUGAUCUUGAAAACUUACCUGAAGAUGUUGAAUAAUGA